AUGCAAUCUACCAUUCAUGUGCUAGAUGACCCGACUGUAGAUGUUCAUGCACCAGCCAAAACUUACUAUACCACAGGCAACAAUGCUGGUGGAGUCAUCAGCCGAUUAAAGACGCUCAAGGACAAAUCACAAGAUUUACCACCACGCAAAAGACGGGCUUCCUAUGAUGACAAGAAUAAAGCACAAAAAUUCUUGAUUGACGUAAAGGAGACUCAGCGCAUUUUGGUGGAACAGGAAGAUACAGAUGGCGAUUUCCAAAUCACAGUAAACGAUCUUGGACCCAAAUCAUUUUCAGUGGGCACAGCAGAUUCAGGAGGCUAUCGCCGCAUUGAAAUACGUGGCACUUACAUGCUAUCCAACUUGCUGCAAGAACUUGCCCUGGCGGAUGACUAUGGCCGUAAACACAUUGUGUUGGAUGAAGCCCGUCUUAAUGAGAACCCAGUGGAUAGGCUAUCGCGGAUGAUCAAGUACAACUUUUGGGAUGGGUUGACACGUCGCAUUGAUGCAGAGGGCUUGGAGUUCAUUUGUGCAGAUACAAAGAACCGCUCUGCCGACCAUAAUCCUCGGAUCUAUAUACCCUUUGAUCUAGAUGAGAUAUUCGAGUACUACAAACGAGUGGCAGCCGCACGACCCCAUUUAAGGUUACAAGUGGAAAGGUUACCCAAGGACAUCACACCCGAGUACGUCAAAAGCAUCAAUGAUAGACCUGGCAUUUUGACACUGGCCAUGAAAAAGGAGUAUGACCAUGGCACCAAGCAGCAAGUAUGGCGAGGCGUGCCGUUUGUUGUGCCAGGCGGUCGAUUCAACGAAAUGUAUGGUUGGGAUUCUUACUUUAUUGCAUUGGGGCUAUUGGUGGAUGGUCGCACAGAACUAGCUCAAAACAUGGUAGAUAACUUUGUUUAUCAGAUUCAGCAUUACGGCAAGAUACUGAAUGCAAACCGAUCCUACUAUCUGUCUCGCUCUCAGCCUCCCUUUUUGACGGACAUGGCGUUGCGUGUCUACCACAAGCUGGAUCAAUCCACAACAGGCAAGAAGCUGGAGAAUCUGGCCUGGUUGGCCAACGUGUUUCAAACAGCCAUCAAGGAAUACAAUCAAGUGUGGAUGUCUGAACCUCGCUAUGAUAGCAAGACGGGCUUGUCCAGAUUCAGGCCUGAGGGUCUAGGUAUACCUCCAGAGACUGAAGCUUCUCAUUUCGAUCAUGUGAUUCAACCGUAUGCUGUAGAAGCAAGUUUGACCAUACAGGAAUACAUGGAGCAAUACAACAACGGCACUAUCAAGGAGCCUCGACUGGACGAGUACUUUUUGCAUGAUCGGGCUGUUCGAGAAUCCGGCCAUGACACGACCUACCGAUACGAAAAGGUGUGUGCCAACCUAGCUACCAUUGAUCUAAAUUCGCUGCUGUACAAGUAUGAAACAGAUAUUGCAGAUACCAUUGAUCUCUUGUUUGAUGGUGAGCUCUCAUUCACAGAUGACAGCAGCAACACACUGGCCAAACACCACGCUCGAGAAUGGCGACGACGGGCCACUGUAAGAAAGGAGAGAAUCAACACCUAUCUCUGGAACGAAGAAAAGAGCCUUUACUAUGACUAUGAUACCGCGCUGGAAAAGCAAAUCAACUAUGAAUCUGUUACAGCAUUCUGGGCCAUGUGGGCCAAAUGUGCUAGUCCUGAACAGGCAGACAAGAUGGUCCGGCAUUCAUUACACAAAUUCGAAGCACUGGGAGGUUUGGUGUCUGGCACAGAAGAAUCAAGAGGCAUUACAUCACUGGAUCGGCCCAAUCGACAAUGGGAUUUCCCCUUUGGAUGGGGCCCUCAUCAAAUCAUGGCUUGGAAAGCGUUUGAAAACUAUGGGAAGCAGGAUAUCGCGGAAAGAGUAUCUUACCGUUGGCUGUAUACUAUCACCAAAUCGUUUGUGGAUUUCAAUGGUGUUGUACCCGAGAAAUACGAUAUUGUGGGCAUGACACAUAAAGUCGAGGUGGAGUACGGUAACGUGGGCAUCGAUUUCAAAUACGUGCCAAGAGAGGGAUUUGGGUGGAUGAACGCUUCGUAUCAGAUUGGCCUGUCGCUGAUUAGCACCAAGAUGCGUCGUGCUUUGGGUACGUGCACACAUCCAGACUUGUUCUAUGAAAAGACGCUCAAGACGGCCAAGGAUCCAGAGGAGGUUUCCAGACAGUUGAGACAUAGAAAGUCGGCAGAAUCAGCCGCGAGAAAGAUUACACACAAUGGCCAAAUUACAGCAGCCAUCACAAAGAUUGGAGGCAGCGGCAGUGGUGGCAGUGGUCAUCACAACCAUAUCAUGCCCAUGAAUGACGCGGACGUCUUGUUCCUAGAACUCACAGAGCCACCUAAAAAGCAGCGCUCCUAA
Molecule: messenger RNA, 2364 nt
Organism: Mucor velutinosus
Lineage: Eukaryota; Fungi; Mucoromycota; Mucoromycetes; Mucorales; Mucoraceae
Exons: 4
Coding region: 1-2364 (787 amino acids)
Biological process (GO): trehalose catabolic process
Cellular component (GO): cytoplasm
Molecular function (GO): calcium ion binding; alpha,alpha-trehalase activity
Source: RefSeq, a predicted model, not a curated record